Carya illinoinensis is the source of this 948-nucleotide messenger RNA. RefSeq lists its product as uncharacterized. The transcript has a single exon. The record is from RefSeq and is a predicted model, not a curated record. Lineage: Eukaryota; Viridiplantae; Streptophyta; Magnoliopsida; Fagales; Juglandaceae. Bases 150 to 704 code for a protein of 184 amino acids.
CUUCCAUCAGCACCUGAGCAACCUCCAACACAAAAAAGCUAGCUUUGAUUCGCCUCCCAAAUCUUCCAACAAAGCAAAACAGCAACCUCCUGCGGCUUUUUUUCUUCUAGCUGUGUGCCCACGUAUAACAUAUAGCUAGCAGGCUGAAAAUGCAGGAGAAGAAGUUUGAUGUGGCUCGUAGGGCAUUAAAUAUCUUGCGUUUAGCAUUGUUAUGGGCACGAAAGGGAGGAGUCUUCAAACGCCGCCUCAUGGUGGAGCUACGUCUUCUGCCCAAGUUUAUUCGAAGCCUUGCUCACAGCUCUCGGCGCGAUGAUCGAAUCCAUUAUACUGAGCGCGAGCUCUCUUUCGACGAGACCCCCAUUUUCCACGUCAAAAUGCACCGACCACGCCGCUUGCGGUUCCACCUGCCUAACAUUCCAUGCAUUACCCCACAAGUUGAUUUCGACUACGAUUUUGCUGCUGGUGAUGAUAAUGAUGAUGUUUAUGACUAUGAUCAUGGUGAGAGGAAGAGUUUUCUUAUGGGUGGAACUGAGGAGGAAGAUGAAGAUCAAGAGGGUAGCUAUGAGGUUUGUGAAGAAGAAGAGGAAGAUGGGAUUGAUUUGAGAGCCGAAGAGUUCAUUGCUAAAUUCUAUGCGCAGAUGAAACUGCAGAGACAGAUUUCCUAUUUGCAGUACAAAGAGAUGGAAAAUAGAGGCACAAGUUAAUUAAAAAAAAAAAAAAGGUCACAAAUUAAUCACACGGUUCAUGAAGAAUUUACUUCAUUUGUGCAGAAUAAAGUUUUACUUCCAUUCUUGCUACAAGAAUUUGCAGUUUCUUUUUGUUUUAAAGAUAUAUAUUCACUCAGAGAUCAUCACAUUGCAGCCGUUUUGUAACCAAGUAUCAGCAAACUUUCAUCAGGGAUUGAAUGUAUACGAAUUUAUAAAUAAGCAGCAGAGUUCAAUUCAUAGA